Messenger RNA from Odontomachus brunneus, 2436 nucleotides. It is a transcript of the gene PI31, whose product is annotated as proteasome inhibitor PI31 subunit. Gene Ontology annotation, biological process: proteasome-mediated ubiquitin-dependent protein catabolic process. Bases 133 to 1182 code for a protein of 349 amino acids. Gene Ontology annotation, molecular function: endopeptidase inhibitor activity; proteasome binding. The transcript is spliced from 7 exons. The record is from RefSeq and is a predicted model, not a curated record. NCBI's taxonomy places the organism in Eukaryota, Metazoa, Arthropoda, Insecta, Hymenoptera, Formicidae.
GUAGUCGGUAGUCUGAUACAGGCUUUACGCCUUUGUGCGUGACGGAGUGCGCCACGACUUCGGUACAAAAAUUCGUGUUUUUUCCUAUUCCGUGUCGGUGAGUUGGUUUGCCUCGGUUUUGUGUGAAAAAUAAUGAUGAGAAAACGAAGCUUAUUGAAAGAGAGGAUAGAAAACUUGAUGAAGAUUAGGAUACUGCAGUAUCCUCAGAUAUUAGAAGAAGCGGCGGCGAGAUCAAAGAGAGAGUUGAGACAGGCCCGCACGCACGUCUCUCAUAGUAGAGAACGCUUUGAGGCCGGACGUCUAGAACGAUGUUGCGAGAUGAGCUCAGAACUGAGUUUCAGGAUGGCAAAUAGCGAUAAUACGUUUGGCUUUGAGCUCUUCUCCAAAUUGCAUCAUUGUGAAAUCCAGAAAAAAGAAGACAUAAUAAUUAUAUUUGUGCACUGGUAUUUGGUAAAAUAUGGAUUUCGAUGUAUCGGCAUUGGGGAUAGUAAUGUUUUCAACGCAUCGCAGAAAGGAUCAGAAUUACUUCCAAAAGACUGGAAUACUGGACCUAGUUAUGCAUUACGUUAUGUAAAAAAUGAUACAUUGUACUUAUUCAGUGGAAUCAAAUCAGAUAAUGAGAUACUUAUAAACCUUGUGAAACUUGAUAAUGAUACUAUUUCUAAUAUUGCAUUUCCAAUUGAAGAAACUGUAUCUGCAUUACAUGGAUCUCUAAAAACUGUGAUACCAUCCUAUGAGACCAUUUUACAUCAAUUACAAAAUGAACUUUUAAAACCAUUUAUGCUGACAGAAAAUACUAUGGAAGCAGGGACUCAAACAAAUACAGGCAGUACUUUUUCACUUCCAACAAAUUCUAGAAAUCCACGGACAUAUGAAUCUAUCUGGAAUCCUUUACAGCGCCCACCUAACGUUGAUCCUGGAAGAGUAGGUUCAGCAGAUCUUUAUCCGCCACAUGGUGGACAUAUCGGUGGUAUGAUAUUCGAUCCUUUCAGCAAUCGUCCACGUGUUCUAGAUGAAGGUCCAGGAAUACCCGGAAGAUUGCCGCCAGGUGCGGUGCCACCUGGUGCGAGAUUCGAUCCGUUUGGUCCACCCGAUUUAAACGUACCAAGGUCAGAUCGUCGUAGACCCGAUAAUGACGACUUCCUUCCUCCGAGAUUUAUGGGUGAUGAUAUGUUCAUGUAAUAAAAAUAAAUUGUACGUGCAACGUGAAGUAGGCCGUAAAUAUGCUUUUUAUAUAUAUAUAUAUAUAUAUAUAUAUAUAUAUAUAUAUACUAAUACGGCAUAUCUAAUUACUUUGUAGCGAUGAUAUACGUAUUUCUUAAUAUACCGGUUAUAAGAGAAUGAGAUGCGUGUACUAUAAAUAUUCCGCUAGAAUAAAAUUAGAAACUUUAUUUUUACAGUACACAUCAGAUUAUAAGAAUCAUUAUAAAACAUCAUUCUUUAUUUUUUCACAAAACAACAUCAUUUCUGUUUUAUUUCAUCACUGACGUUUACAAUGUAACAAAACGAGCGUUUGUUAAAUUUAAUUAAAGAUAAUCGUAAUAGAGAGAGAGAGUAAUGGGUAGGAGAAAUUGCAUUAUGAAAUUAAACAGUAAAGCAAUCUUCGUUUAAAUUGCGCUAACUCGUUACUUUUAUUUUUUUUUUGUAUAAUCAAUUUGUAGGGGAGUGAUUGUUCUUAUUUUAUUACGUCGGUUCAAAAUAGAGGAUUUCUUUGCUAUCUAAAUUGUUCUUGCUUCGAAUAUUCACAUUAGACACGUAAUUAAACGUAAGUGAUUUUUCUCAUCGACGUGUGGAAAAUUAUCGUAUUAUUUAUAUCAUCAAAUAGCUAUUGGAAAAAGAAAGAUUUAUCUUGAUCGUAAUUGCGAUUACAUUUCUUCUUUGAACGGUAUUAAUUUUUGCAGCGACUCGAUUCAUUUCUUCGAGGAACACAACAUCCCACGCUCUUGUGUGUAUUGUUUAUAAAUAGAGUUAUUGCACAGCAGUAUGAUUUCAACAUGUUAAAUUGUAAUUUAACAUUUAACUUUUCAAAUAAAACGUGCAUAAUUUUCUACACAGAACCGUUAGCAUUUACAUUUAGCAUCACAGUUUGAACACCGCAAUUAUCGCUCUAUACUAUUUCUCAGUCUGUGCUUUUUUUAUACACAAAAGGAUAAACGUAUCACAGAUAUAAAAAAAAGGCGAAAAUAUUUCAUAUUUAUAGUUAUUUAUCAAAUUAACUAUACGACUUGAAGAAGUGAAUCGGUGUGCAAAAGCAAUAGCUAAAUGAUGAAAACAAUUGCAUGGUAACUUUUUUUUUGAGGUCACGCCUACUCUCUCGUACGAUGCUGGCGUGCCUGUUUAAAAGGGGGGUACCAUUUAAAAAGAAAACUCGUCCAAUUGCUUUAACUAUCAUAAUUAAACUAGAGGUGAACAAUAAAAAGUAUGUACUUUUGUAUC